AUGGUGGAUGGUUAUGAUGGUGAGCGUGGAAGUGUGGUUGCUGGUGGACGUGGCUAUUUUCUGAAGGGACCUCUCGUUUUCUUGGAGCAAGCUAUCAUCAACCUGGCUUUACGUAUGCUAGAUGAACGUGGCUUUAUGCCGUUGUACACCCCUUUCUUUAUGCGCAAAGAAGCGAUGCGAGCAGUCGCACAACUGAGCCAGUUUGAUGAGGAAUUAUACAAAGUUACUGGUCGUCGUGAGCUCACUACUGCGACUGAUCAUGAUUCACAAGUGCAUGGAAAUGAUGAAGAAGAGAAAUAUUUAAUUGCAACUUCUGAACAGCCAAUUGCCGCAUUUCAUCAAGAUGAAUGGUUGCCUAUCAAUCAAUUGCCAAUUAAGUAUGCUGGUAUUUCAACGUGUUUCCGACAGGAAGUAGGCAGCCACGGUCGUGAUACUCGCGGAAUAUUUCGUGUCCAUCAGUUUGAAAAGGUUGAACAGUUCUGUAUUACUAGCCCACAUGACAAUUUAUCCUGGGAGAUGUUUAAUCAUAUGAUUUCUAAUGCUGAAGAUUUUCACCAAGCCCUAGGAUUACCUUAUCGCAUUGUCUCUAUUGUAUCUGGAGAACUUAAUAAUGCUGCAGCCAUGAAAUAUGAUUUAGAAGGUUGGUUUCCUGGUUCUGGUGCCUUUAGAGAACUUGUGUCUUGCAGUAAUUGUUUGGACUAUCAAUCUCGUCGACUAGCAAUCCGUUUCGGUCAAACAAAGAAAAUGAACCAAAGUGUUGAAUAUGUACAUAUGCUCAAUGCAACAAUGUGUGCGACUACUCGUGUAAUCUGUGCAAUUUUGGAGAAUUAUCAAACUGAGCAUGGGAUUAUCGUGCCAGAAGUUCUGAAAUCCCUAAUGCCAAGAAAAUAUCAAAGCUUUAUACCGUUCAUAGGCCAUGAAGAUAAGAUACCUGCUAUUAAUGGAGAUAUUCCGGUGACAUUUGGUGAUCAAUCUUCAACGACUACUCGAGACAUAAAUUCAUUCAAUGAACUUAGUGAGAAAAUUAAUUCUCUGGCUGGAGCCACUGAAACUGGUCAGAAUGAUAACGCUGAGAAAAUCGUCGUUGACAAACCUCUUGCUGUUGUACAUCCUGUAGCAGAUUCUGUUAUGGUACAUCAUAAGAAUGAUUUACACAUUGAGAAUAAAGAUGUGGGUGAUGAUGAGUCUGUCAAUUUACACUGUAGUACUCCUGAAUCAACUGAUUCCAAGAAGAAACGUAAGAAGAAACCUAAAAAGAAACAAUCAGAAUAA
Heterobilharzia americana is the source of this 1272-nucleotide messenger RNA. The record is from the annotation of a GenBank genome assembly. Lineage: Eukaryota; Metazoa; Platyhelminthes; Trematoda; Strigeidida; Schistosomatidae.